Molecule: messenger RNA, 927 nt
Organism: Thecamonas trahens ATCC 50062
Lineage: Eukaryota; Apusomonadida; Apusomonadidae
Product: peroxisomal 2,4-dienoyl-CoA reductase
Exons: 1
Coding region: 1-927 (308 amino acids)
Biological process (GO): fatty acid catabolic process
Molecular function (GO): 2,4-dienoyl-CoA reductase (NADPH) activity
Source: RefSeq, a predicted model, not a curated record
AUGCCAUACUCAACCACCUUUGCUAACGAUCUUCUUUGCGGACGGACUGCGCUCAUCACUGGUGGUGGCUCGGGCAUUGGCCUUGGCAUUGCCCGGGCCAUGGUCUCGGUCGGCGCUUCAGUCGUUCUUGUUGGGCGGAGGGAGGAGGUGGUGACGGCUGCUGCAGCUGAGCUCAACGGCAUCAUCUCGUCGCUACCGAGCACGACCGAGGCCAAAGCUGUGGGUCUGGCCGCCGAUGUGCGGAAGCCUGCCACGCUCGAGAAAGUUAUGGCCUCCAUCGAGGACGAUGAGCAGCUGCCGCCGCUGGCUGUGGUAGUCAAUGGUGCUGCAGGCAACUUUCUGGCGCUGGCCGAGGAUCUCUCGCCCAACGGCUUUGCCACUGUUAUGGGCAUCGAUGCCCUCGGGACCUUUAACGUGUGCUCGGCUGCCCUGCCGUUGCUGCGUAAAGGCGCCGAGGCGCUCGGCUCACCGGCCGUCGUCAUCAACAUCUCGGCCACGCUCCACAAACCGGCAACCUGGUACCAGAGUCACGCGUCGGCUGCCAAGGCUGCCAUUGACUCGCUGACCCGGAGUCUGGCGCUCGAAUGGGGUGCGCUCGGUGUGCGGGUGGUUGGCAUUGCGCCCGGGCCCAUCGCCCACACCCCGGGCUUUGCCAAGCUCGGCGGUGCUGCCGAGGGCGUCUACGACGCCAUCGCUAAGGUCGUCCCUGCCGGACGUAUUGGCCAGGUCACCGACAUCGGCCACGCCGCGCUCUUCCUGGCCUCGGGCGGUGCCGAGUGGAUCACAGGUGCGACCCUGGUUGUCGACGGCGGCGCCGUCCUCUACUCGCAGCCGAUCAUGCCGCGCUCGGUCGUCGCCUCCCACGCCCGCUCCGUUGAGGCCGCCUCCCGCGCCACAGGCCUCCCUGCCACAAAGUCGCGCCUCUGA